This is a messenger RNA of Lynx canadensis (Canada lynx), 3883 nucleotides long. RefSeq names its product T-box transcription factor 4 (gene TBX4). The coding region runs from base 1 to 2097 and encodes 698 amino acids. The record is from RefSeq and is a predicted model, not a curated record. Gene Ontology annotation, cellular component: nucleus. The transcript is spliced from 10 exons. Gene Ontology annotation, molecular function: DNA-binding transcription factor activity, RNA polymerase II-specific; RNA polymerase II cis-regulatory region sequence-specific DNA binding. Gene Ontology annotation, biological process: angiogenesis; positive regulation of DNA-templated transcription; regulation of transcription by RNA polymerase II. NCBI's taxonomy places the organism in Eukaryota, Metazoa, Chordata, Mammalia, Carnivora, Felidae.
AUGAGCCAGAAGGCGGCCCUGCACGGCUCCGGGUGCGACAAGUGCUCCGUAGAGGACCCGGUGGCCAAAACAGCAUCGCGCAAGGCGGCGCGUCUUCCUGCCCCCGUGGUCUGCCGCGCUUGUGACCAGCCUAUGGCCCGCGCCCAUCCCCCUGACCCCAGAUACAGUCCGGACCAGCGUCUUGGGCCAGGGCGUGCAACUACCCUGGUCGCACAAUACUUGCUCAUCACACAGCCCCACACCCAGAGGCAGGCAGACCUUGAACCGCACACAGACCCUCCCAAGUCCAGACCCCAGACGGUGGAGGCGACGGUCCUGCCCUCCGCAUUUUCUCCCUCCCCCAGCUCAGAAGGGGGCAGUGUCCACGUGCGCCAGGGCGACCUUCCCGCCCGGCCCCGAAGUCCCCUGGCUGGGCUGGAGCGAGCUGCUGGGCCUCUGGAGAUGCUGCAGGAUAAGGGCCUGUCGGAGAGCGAGGAGGCCUUCCGGGCCCCGGGCUCGGCGCUCGGCGAGGCCAGCGCUUCCAACGCAGCCAACAACCCCGAGCCCGCGCUGGCCGCGCCGGGCCUCAGCGGAGCCGCGCUCGGCAGCCCCCCGGGCCCAGGCGCCGACGCCGCCGCCGCUGCCGCCGCCGAGCAGACCAUCGAGAACAUCAAGGUGGGCCUGCAUGAGAAGGAGCUCUGGAAGAAGUUCCACGAAGCGGGCACCGAAAUGAUCAUCACCAAGGCGGGCAGGAGGAUGUUUCCCAGCUACAAGGUAAAAGUCACAGGCAUGAACCCUAAGACCAAGUACAUCCUGCUGAUUGACAUCGUCCCUGCGGAUGACCACCGCUACAAGUUCUGUGACAACAAAUGGAUGGUGGCCGGGAAGGCUGAGCCCGCCAUGCCAGGAAGGCUCUAUGUCCACCCCGAUUCUCCUGCCACCGGGGCCCACUGGAUGCGGCAGCUAGUCUCUUUCCAGAAGCUGAAACUCACAAACAACCACCUGGACCCCUUCGGUCAUAUCAUCCUCAAUUCCAUGCACAAGUACCAGCCACGGCUACACAUCGUGAAGGCUGAUGAGAACAAUGCUUUUGGCUCCAAAAACACAGCCUUCUGCACCCAUGUGUUCCCAGAGACUUCCUUCAUCUCUGUGACCUCCUACCAGAAUCACAAGAUCACACAGCUGAAAAUUGAGAACAACCCUUUUGCCAAGGGAUUCCGGGGCAGUGACGACAGCGACCUGCGUGUGGCCCGACUACAGAGCAAAGAAUAUCCUGUGAUCUCAAAAAGCAUCAUGAGACAGAGGCUUGUCUCCACCCAGCUCUCAGCCAAGCCUGACGUCAGCCCCCUGCAUGGUGCCCACCAGGCGCUCCAGCACUACCAGUAUGAGAAUGGUGCUCACAUGCAGUUUGCUGCGGCCGAGCCACAGGACCUUCCCCUCAACACCUUCCCAGCCCAGAGGGACUCCAGUCUCUUCUAUCACUGCCUGAAAAGACGAGCAGACAGUGCCCGCCACCUGGACCUGCCCUGCAAGCGAUCCUAUCUGGAGGCUCCCCCUGCAGUGGGGGAGGAUCAUUACUUCCGCUCUCCCCCUCCCUAUGACCAACAGAUGCUGAGCCCCUCCUACUGCAGUGAGGUGACCCCAAGAGAAGCCUGUAUGUACUCAGGUUCAGGGCCCGAGAUUGCUGGGGUGUCUGGUGUGGACGACUUGCCCCCACCCCCACUGAGCUGUAACAUGUGGACAUCGGUCUCACCGUACACAAGCUACAGCGUUCAGACGAUGGAGACUGUGCCUUACCAAUCCUUCCCCACACACUUCACCGCCACCACUAUGAUGCCUCGGCUGCCUACUAUCUCUGCUCAGAGCUCCCAGCCACCGGGAAACACCCACUUCAGCGUCUACAAUCAGCUCUCACAGUCUCAGGUCCGGGAGCGGGGGCCUGCCGCCUCCUUCCCCAGGGAGCGAGGCCUCCCUGCAGUGUGCGAGAGGAAGCCACCCUCUCCACACUUGAAUGCUGCCAAUGAGUUUCUCUACUCUCAAAGCUUCUCCUUGUCCCGGGAGGCUUCCUUACAAUACCAUUCAGGAAUGGGAACUGUAGAGAACUGGACUGACGGAUGACUCCCAUGUUUCUCGACAGCCCCAGGACCAUGUUCAUCCAGUGUUAACCUCUGUAGGUGGCCUGCACUACCAAGAAACACAGGAAGGUAUUUCAGAGGGUGUGAUGUAUGCGUGUGUGUGUGUGUGUGUGUGUGUGUUUGUACAUGCGUACAUUUGGAGAGCAUCUAUCUUCUGAUAUACAAUUGAGGCCAUGACAAGAAAAAAAAACUACAAUUAUCUAAGAAGCGAUUUUGGCUGCGGGACCUGGGUCCACUGUUAUCUCACAUGUCUUGACAUGUGCAUGGAUGGGAUGGGAGUAGAGAGUUCAUGCGAGUUAUUUAGAGAUUUGGGUAAUAUAAUCUUUGAUUUACUCAGGGGCCAGGUGGUGCAGUCUCUCUCAUAGGGAAAGUUGGGGGAAGAUUCUCAUUGCUGGGGUGGGAGGGCUCUGUGCACAUCUUAGAGCUCCUGGCCUUCUGUUAGCAAAGAAGCUGAAAAUCUUGUUUGGGGGACAGGAGGCCCACUGUUUUGGCUUCUGGAGAUUCUGUGAGACUACCUGAGACGUGCACUCAGCUAAGCCACAAAAGCCUGCUCUGAGAGUAGAGCUGACUGCUCAGUUACUGGCCUGGAAAUUGAUCCCUGGAGUUCUGAGGUCUGAGGGAUGAUUUUCAGAGAAGGUCAUGUGCUAAGUGCUACCUGAUGAGUAUUAAAAAAGGUUUUUUUUCCUUCAAGAGGAGGGAAAAUGCAACCAAUAGCAUCUCUGUCAUCAUUCAGGUUUUCUUAUACAGUACAAAGCCCUUCCCCUCCGUCCCUGACAUAUAGUUUCUCACUCUCCGGUGCAUAAGACUCGGCCUCUCAGGCACCAUCUGCAUCCUGUGACUGGCAAUUAUGAAACACACUUCACCUGGCAACAUCCCCAGGAGGUUACAUCGGAGCUGCCGCCAGGCAGAGCCUGUUCUCCCAGAAAAUCCUCGCCUCUGGAGCAAGAAAGCCCAACAGAAAUAAAAACAAGAAUUGAGAAAACAUUCAUUUCUUCCAGUAAAUUCAGCCAGUGAGCUCAGAGAGCAAGGAUAAUUCUCCAGUGAGGUGAAUCAUGUAGUCCCCAGCCCAGCUCUUUAGCAUCGAACGUCACCAGACCAUCCAUGGGGCUGGUAUGAACUCUGUAAUCAAAUUUGGGAAAUCACUAAACUCUUUGCAUGCUGAAUAGCUAUUUAUAUAUUAUAUAUAUAUAAAUAAAUAAAUAUAUAUAUAUAUCUCACAAAUGCAGGCCACAUGUCAAAUUCAGCUUUGCUUUUUACAAAUGAAUAAACCUAAUAAAAUGAACGCUGGAGGGGGUAUUUGGAAAGACAUCUAUUUAAAAUUUUAUUACACAUUUGAUGUUAAAAACUAAGAAUGGUUUAGAUAAAACAUAUAAAUAAAUAAAUAAUAAAUAUAUAAAUAUAUAAAUAUAUAAAUAAAUAUAUAUAUAUAAACAUACACACCACAGAUUAAACUUUAUUAGAAAGACACGUUAGCCAACAGGGGGUAUGGAACUUCAAGUGUUUUGUUAUAUAGCAUGGACAUUUUAUUUUACAUAUCAGAACAUAAAGCCAUUUUACAACUGUGAAGUGUGUGGAUGCUCUUUACUACUGACUUGUCAUUUCUUGGCUCAGCAAUGGCCUCAUCCUCCCUUUUGCUGGUAUUUCUUCUGUGCCUCUGAGCAUUUACACUAUGGAGCCUCUGAGCCUAGAGUGAAGGAAUUUAGGACCAACGGAACAGCUGUAUCUUUGAUCUCGUGCUACUCUGCAGAUGAUGGGUCUGGAUUUCAGGG